GAAUUCUAACUUAGGUGCACAUUCUCCGUAUAUGACAUGCUAUCGCCAGGAAGUCGUCGCUGCGCUUAGCCGACGCGAUUGACAACGGACUAGGCAUACGCGCUGUGUCUCUCGAUGUCAAUCGAAAAAGCCAGUCGUCGCGAUAACUGCAUGUGGUUUUAUCACUUUGCCGUUAUCCGUAAGAGCUUUGAAAAUCGCAAAUGCUGCCAGAACUAUGGUAUGUUCAAUAAGACGCCAGGCGAGAGGACGCUUAAAAUGGUUUGUUCACCAGCCCGUGAUUCCGAGCCUAUGCGGAGCGUGAUUAGCGUGCGUUUUGUGUUUGAAUUUAUUCAGUUUGGCAGUCUACUGUGUACGGAACGCUGUUGAACUAAGGAAUCACAUAACAGAAGGCGUCAUUUUGCUGGCAGCAUGCUUUUGUUAUAAUUAAGCCGCGCGCUUGACGGUGUCUCGCCCAGGGGGAAUCUGCGACGACUGAAGUUACGUGCAGCACCAGUGCUAGUUAGAAACUUUGCCGCAGGCAUUCAGCUGCAUGCUGCAAGAAGUUGCAAGAGGUCAAUUGGGCACGUUAUCUUGAACUUACUGAAAACGCAUGAGCAAUCCAUGUUUUAUGCAGCUACAAGCGACGCGAUGGAGAUGGCUGUCGCGUUCGCUCGUCGCCUACAAGUCGUACAUGUAGUCCGUGCGAGCGACGAUUUUGAGCGACGCCUCCCCGGUGUUGCCGGUAUGAGGGCUGCAAUCACGCGUGACGCGUGCUUUAUAGUAAUUUACGUUGAUGUAUUCUACUAUAAAAAGUAGCAUAACAUAUUUCCGGAGGUCUUGCAGUAGGUUCUUAUCCUUGCACGUAUAAAAAUUGAAUCAUUUGCUCGUUCCGCGCGACAAUCGGUAGUAUUUGAGCGAUGUAGUACAUCCAGUUCCGGCUUCGCGCUAUUGGCUAGUCGCUCACAGCACUUCCGGGCGACGAUUUCUAGGUUUCCAGAACCGAGCCAUCUGUUCAAGCGACGGCCCGUUUUGUCGCUCGAAGCCGCCGCUCGUCGCCGUCGUGCACUAAAUCGCUCUCACAGUGUUUAUCCCUAAGACUGAGCUGUUUUUGCUCAUGUAUUGAAAUGGUGUUAUUAUAGGUCUGGUUUUGUCUCCUGUUACGGUUUUCGAGCACGGUGCGUAACUGAAAGGAUGCUUAUGUCUACUCGGUGAAUUGUCGAGCAGCUAGUUAUGCAUCGGCAUCGAAUGUAACGGCUGCUGUGUGGAAUUACAAUUGCAGGGGCGCUUUGCAUACGCUUAUUGUUUUGGACAUGCCUGUGCAUUUGCUAAUAUGAGUUGGCGUGUCAGAGUUAUGUCAUAUGAACAGCUAAAUCAGCCUUCCUCUGGGGGUUACAAGCGUAAUGUGUGCAUUUUGCUACUGCAUGGCAGAUGAAAAUGUGUUUAUCGCUUGAAUAUUUUUAGUAGAGAAAUAAAAUAUCAAAAUAAAAUGUUGCUUUAAUUCCGUGUUACCAUUCGUCUGUCGUACACAGAACAAUAAGUUGGUCUAAUAAACUAAUAACUGCGGUUUAACUGCAACUUUUACAUGCCUUCAAGAAUCUAAAAUGCUAGAUUUCAAACUGCAGCAGUAGUCGAGUCUGUCAAAAAUGAACUCCAUUGCGCACCUCAUAAAUGAAAAUAAGUUCAUGCCUUUUAGUAAGCUUAGAUGCAGGCCACAGUGAACUUUCUUGUUAGUAUUGAAAUGUGGGUAAGCUUGCCAUAACAAGCCUUGUUUCCCUUCUUUAUAGGCACAUCCAUAUAUCCAUUGAACUGAAGGACAAUAUUUUCAUCCCUACUGAGCAUCAUGUUUGCAGCUAUGAUCCUCAAAUUAUGGCUUCAGCAGUGGCACAACUAGGGAUGGUGCGGGGGGCACACUGGGCACAGGCUUAGGAUGUGUCACAAGUGGUGUUUGCGAUACACCAGACUUAUGACAGACCUAUGACGUCUGAAAAUGACCAAUAUUCUAUUUAUUAGCAGGAGUAUUCUAACAUUGGUGACAAACAAGGAUGAACUGUUGGUUAUUUGUUUUUUGUUUAAAUCUAAAAAUUGAAGUUAGUUUAGCAGUUGACUGUUGCAGUCAUUUGGAUGUUUUGCAUGCAUUUCACUAGGAAGACUAAGAGCUAAGACUUUCUUUUAUUGCCAUGGUCUUGACUGUCUUGAUGUUGUUUUGCACCAUGCCCUUGUGUUGACUUUUGCACACAAUGUUUUUCAGACACCCGCUUUAUAUAACGCAAGAAGGCAGCUGCAAGGACAUGAGGAUGUGAAAGAGCCAGUGCAGUGCGACUUCACGUAGUGCAGAGGAGCGAAUGCCAAGAAAUCAAAAUACAUUGGCAUGCAAUUUGGACACAAAAACUACACCCAGUCAACUGCCAGAAGUGACUCAAACACAGACCACCCGUGGCACUUGGCUGUACCACUGCAGUGCUGCGGAAAUUGCCAGCACCAGCGUCUUUGCAACAGCUGUUUCACAGCAUGUUGGAGACAAUGCCUACGAAAUUAUUGGCCCUGAUGACGAGAGCCCUCAAGGGGCAAACGACAUCUCUGUUGCAGAAGUGAGCCCGAUACCACCUGAAGUUACCAUGACAGAUGACACGGCAGCAAUAGAUACAGAGAUUGCCAUGUCUACUGCAGCUGCAACAGUGUACGAGGCAAGCAGCAGCGCGUCAGCAUCAGCAGCAGUGUCAGAAGGAACCCUACUAGGCCUGGUAGAGCAACAUGUGUGCUAUCACUGUGACUUUUUUUGUAGUGCAUACAACUCAUUUGCUCAACAUACAAAAGCUUUUCACCGCGACUGUGAGCCAGUGUUCUUGUGCAGCAAGUGCAAGACUAAGUUAGGUGUUAUAACACAGUAUAAGCAUCACUUUAAGAUAUGCAAAUGCAAACAUAUUACAGUCGUUGCCUCCCCAGCCAGCCCACAUAGCGACAACAAUGUGGAACACAUGGUGGGACACACCUCUCCCCCAUUAGAAGAUUGUAGAAACUGUCAGUGUUGUUGCUAGAUUGACUGGUCUUUGUAGGCAACUAGAAGGACAACACAGGUGUCAUAAGGUUGUUGUUGAUGUUGUUGUUGAAGAGGUAAAAAAGAAGUUUGAUGCAGCUGAAGUACCAACUGAUAUUGAGCAAAUCAAAAGCAACCACCUGAGAAAGCAACACUCGAAAUUUGGGUAUCUAUGUGCUGCCAACUCUGGUAAGGAUGGCAUAGGACAGAAGUGUGAUGAAAAUCACAGACACUGCUGUUGCAUCACUGGCCACAGUGAGCAGUGACUUGUAGGGCAAGAGAGUCAACUGAAACGAACAUUAUGACAUAGUGUCAUGCUCCCAUGUGACCACUUUCCAUGUUAUUUUGCAUGAUACAGCUCAACCUCCAGAAACAAGACUGCAACUUGUCUGUAAAAAGCUUUCACAAAAAAUUAUUCAUAACACUAUUAACAUUACAGUAUCUUUCUUUUGUGUGGGUUCGAGGUUCCCGGGUGUCCAUUAAUGCAAAAAUUGAGGAAAAAAAGAACAUGUAUCGUACUUACACCUUUUUAACAAGUACGAGGGGGGACAACUUUUCUAGUCGUGCAUCUUCAUCAUACUAUCAAGUUUUUAAAUGCCUUUUAUAAUUAUUAUUACCAGUUAUAUCUGAGUGCAUUGUAUGCAUGUAGCAGGUGUAAAAUCAGGUCAGUUGGAUCAGAUGCCUUAUCUGCAAGAGAGCCCUAUAUUCAAGAAAUUUGAAUUAAAAUAGGUACGUUAGAGACUCAGUCUUUCAGCACUUUAUUGCCUGUGGUUUAAGCAUUGCUCAAUACUUUUGUGGAUGGCAGUUUCAACCGGCACAGCACUGCGCUUUGCCACAGUCACAUGUGUCUUCAAAGCGGUGUUUACCAUUUGUGUUGAUCUGUUUGUGUAUGCAUAGAGCAAGUUUUUAAUUUAUCUUUUCUGCAUUCUUGUGCUUGCACUAAGCUUGUAUAAGGCAGUUACAAAAUGUGCGUCACUAUAACGAACUGUUCUGUUGAGCUUACACUUGCAAAUAAUAGUGUUCAGAUGGCCGCACUUCUAUGUAGGUGCACCGCUAGCUUUGUUUGUGUUCUCAUGUUUGUAUAAAGCUUAUAUAAGCUAGUUACAAAAUGUAUGUCACUAAGCAUUGUGGUAUUCUUUAAAGAACUGCUUGGUUGGUUUUACACUUGUGAAUUAGUAUUGAGGCGGUGGUAUUCCCAUGUAGGCCCACUGCUAGCUUUCUGUGUCCUCACGUGUUUGUAUUAAGCUUUUACAAGGGAGUUACAGCAUGUACGUCACUAAGCGCUGUGAUAUUUUUUAAAGAACUGCUUUGUUUUACACCUGUGAGUAAUAGUACUCGGGUGGCACUAGUCAUGUGAAGGUACACGGGAACCAUUUGUAUACAUUAUGCUCAUGUAAAGCAGUUACAAACUGUAUGUCACUAAUCACUGUGAUAUUUGUUGAAGAAUUGCUGUGAUGGUUUUACACAUGUGAAUAAUAGUGGUCAGGACACAGUACUUGCGAUGUAUAGUUGAAUUUAUACAGUGCCAAGACAUGGGCUGUAUACGUACCAAAAGAAAUGUAUGUCAUUAUGUUGUGAUUAUUACUGUUUGGAUUUUAUUAAACUGUAAUAAAAUUGUUUCUUGUA
Dermacentor andersoni is the source of this 4639-nucleotide messenger RNA. RefSeq lists its product as uncharacterized. The record is from RefSeq and is a predicted model, not a curated record. Lineage: Eukaryota; Metazoa; Arthropoda; Arachnida; Ixodida; Ixodidae.